Setaria italica (foxtail millet) is the source of this 1358-nucleotide messenger RNA. RefSeq names its product transcription factor bHLH94. Gene Ontology annotation, molecular function: RNA polymerase II cis-regulatory region sequence-specific DNA binding; protein dimerization activity; DNA-binding transcription factor activity, RNA polymerase II-specific. Gene Ontology annotation, biological process: regulation of transcription by RNA polymerase II. The record is from RefSeq and is a predicted model, not a curated record. The coding region runs from base 119 to 1117 and encodes 332 amino acids. The transcript is spliced from 3 exons. Lineage: Eukaryota; Viridiplantae; Streptophyta; Magnoliopsida; Poales; Poaceae.
CUUCUUUAUAGCCGGCCGGCUCGCCUCGACGACGCCAUGCCGAGAAGCCGAGCCACACACAAAUAGCUAAGCAGAGCAGACUGCAUUGCUCUGUGAAGGGUAGAGGCUAGAGACAGGCAUGGCGGCGCUGCUCGAAGCUGUGGUGUUCCCGCCAGAUCACCCCCGCGUCCCGUGCUGCAGGUCGUGCGGCUCGAGCUGCGUCCUCGGUGGCUAUGGCGUCGCCUCGGCCGGAGAGUUCGAGGGAAUCAUCGAGAAGGGCGUGGUGGUGGUGCAGGAAAACGGAGAGCUCCUGGUGCCGCCGCCGGCGCAUGGCAGCGCCUGCUGUGCCUGGGCCGGCGGCGCGGCGACCAGCAGCUGGGCCGGCCCCGUGCCGUCGACGACGCUGGCGACGUCGUCCGCGCGGUGGCCAGCGCAUCAUCAUCAGCCCGCGGUCACCAGGAAGCCGCGGCGGCGGAGAGGGACGGCGGCGAGGAGGAGCGCGUCGGAGGCCGAGAGCCUGAGGCGGAACCACAUCGCUGUGGAGCGCAGCCGGCGGCGGCAGGUGAACGAGUACCUCGCCGCGCUGCGAGCCCUCAUGCCGACCUCCUACGCACGACGGGGUGACCAGGCGUCCAUAGUCGGAGGCGCCAUCGACUUCGUCAAGGAGCUGGAGCACCACCUGCAAUCGCUGCAGGCUCAGAGACACCCCGCCGCCGCCGCCGCCGGCCACGGCUCCGAGCGUUUCCCCGGAUUCUUCACGCUCCCCCAGUACUCCACCGCCGAGGCGGCCAACGACGUCGACGACGGCGCCAGCAGCAGCGGCGGCGAGAGGCGCCCCGCGACGCGGACGGGCGUGGCGGACGUCGAGGUGGCCGUGUCGGAUGGCGGCCACACGACGGUGAAGGUGCUGGCCCCGCGGCGGCGGCGGCGGAUGCUGCUCGGGCUGCUUCUUGGGAUGCAGCGCCGCGGCCUCACCGCGCUCCACCUCAACGCCACCACCACGGCCGACCAGAUGGCCUUGUACACUUUCAGUCUAAAGAUGGGGGACGAGUGGCAGCUCUCGUCGGCCGGCGACGUCGCGGCCGCCGUGCACGACAUCGUCGCCGGCAUGGACACCGCAGAAGAACGUGCUGUUUAGCUUUAGCCUGAAAAUGACGGGAUUCUUGGUGUUGUUAGUCUUCGAUCGUUCUUUCGGUUCACGAAUCAUAUCACGGCUGUGCACGCACCUAUUCCCACUUCCCGUACACAACAAACCCUGUGUGGGGACUGGUGACCCCGAUGUUUGAUUUUGUGAUAUCUUAGGGUUUCAGCUAACCUACUCAUGUUGAACAAAUCUUUUCACGCCAUGUUUUGAACGCGUUUAAUCUCAUCGUAAGAUA